AUGGAUUCUGACGCUCCUAUUGGUGGUAAUAUUCCACAGGAGCAAAAUCGACAGCUUCAAGCUCAGGCAAAGGUCAAUAAACGUGCUCAAGAACUGGCAUUUGCAUUUCAACAGACCCGGCCAAGAGCAACCACCAGAUUAUACAGCAAACCACAGGCAAAAUGGGGAGUCUGGUGUAAAGAGCAAGGAUUCUCUGAUGGAGAGCUUGUUACGGAGAACAAGAUGGUUACUUUCCUUGAUGAAUGGGUCCUUCACCGUCCAAUAAGGUCAUCUUGCUACAAGAGAGCCUGUACGGAUGAGAAUGGAGAUCUAGUGACCCAAACCCUAGGGGUCUCGUCUCUGAAGCAAUACGCUGCAGGUCUUGUUGAUCUUUGGAAAUUUCAAAAAACGCUUGGGCAGUCGUACAGUACUGCUGGACCGGAUGGCAAGAUCCAGAUGUCAAAGGCCAAAGACCACAGGCUCAGGAAUCCUACCUUCAUAUAG
Messenger RNA from Talaromyces stipitatus ATCC 10500, 483 nucleotides. RefSeq lists its product as uncharacterized. Bases 1 to 483 code for a protein of 160 amino acids. The record is from RefSeq and is a predicted model, not a curated record. The transcript is spliced from 2 exons. Lineage: Eukaryota; Fungi; Ascomycota; Eurotiomycetes; Eurotiales; Trichocomaceae.